Seminavis robusta is the source of this 186-nucleotide messenger RNA. The record is from the annotation of a GenBank genome assembly. Lineage: Eukaryota; Bacillariophyta; Bacillariophyceae; Naviculales; Naviculaceae.
AUGGGUACCUUUCAAGUCGAAAACACUGUCAAUGCUCCCGUGUCCGAAGUCUGGGAUCGUUUGGCUGGUGACAUUGGAUCCAUCGCUGAGUGGAACCCGGGCGUCAAAGAUUCGUAUACCCUCGAAGGUGCCAAGAAGACCGGCCUUGGAGCUCAGCGUCAUUGUAAUCUUGGAGGCGGAAACCAC